GUCCAGUCCCCUGUCUGGAUCACAUCCACGUACAUGGGGGCUGACUUCUCAGCUUUUCCCACAGUGUGAGCGGUGUAGGAAAGGCAGAAAGCUACUUUACAUCUUUCCCUUUGUUGCUUUGGAUCUGUAUUGUCAAUUUGGUGGAGGUCAGACAUAGUGGGGCUAGCAAGCCAUCCCUUUUGCUUGUUGUGAUUGAAUACCUGCCUUUCGGAACAUGCUGGGGAAGGAUUAUAUGCUGGCAAUUAUUAUCGUAAAUUACGACGAUAACCUUUGGAACGACCAGGCUUUGGAAGCUGAUCCUGACCUCCCACCAGGAUGGAGGACAAUUCGAGAUACAUCCGGCACCUAUUAUUGGCAUGUUCCGACAGGAACCACUCAGUGGCAACACCCGAAGUACAAUGGAAGCCUACCUCAUAGCUUGAGUACCACUGAAGAAAAGCAAAUACUUUCUGCACGGAAAAUCCAUCAAGCUUCAGUCAGUGAUGCGCCCCCACAAAGGUCCCUUUCUCAUACAUCGACUGUGGCAGAGAGAAGGCAUUCACUUCCUUGGCAUGACGAGGACUUAUUUCACAAUAUUAACGAACCAGGCUCUAAGAGCUUUGCAGUUCAUUGUCUUGGUUGGGUAGAAAUCCCCGAGGAGGACCUUGCACCAGGAAAGAGCAGCAUUACAGUUAACAAUUGUAUCCAGCAGCUUUCUCAUAUCAAAUGUGAUGGAACAGAUAUAACUGGAUCAUCUAGUGAGGGCCAAAAUAUGGUGAUGGUUUUAAAAGAUGAUACCAUGACAUUGAUGGAUCCACUAGAUCACAGUUUGAUACACUCUCAGCCAAUAAUAAACAUUCGUGUGUGGGGUGUUGGCUGCAAUAAUGGCAGGGACAGGGAUUUUGCUUUCAUAGCCAACGACAAAGAUACCUGCAUGCUGAAGUGCCAUGUUUUCAGAUGUGAUGUCCCCGCAAAGGCCAUUGCCAGCGCUCUGCAUGAUUUGUGUUCCAAGAUUAUGGCAGAAAAGGCAGUGGUUAACAAUACCAUCACUCGCUCUGUUACCCUGGAGACAAUCUCACAAGAAGAUUUACCACUGCAAGUUGAAAUUCUGGAUGCUGUGCAGCAGUCCAUUCAGAAGUAUGAAGUCCUUUAUCUUGGCAGCCUGCCCGUCUCAAAACCAAUGGGAAUGGAUGUUCUGAAUGAUACCAUUGAAAGCCUAAGAAGCACCACACUCAGGGAACAGUGGAAGUCUGCAUUGCUUUCUGUGACUGAUACACUCAUUACUGUGAGCCAGACAGAGGGUGAAGAAGAGCAUCUGCUCUGGCAAAGCCAGGUUCGCUAUGUGACAUUCAUUGGCGUUGGGAAGGAUCCUCACACAUUUGCAAUCAUUGUAGAUGUAGGCAAACAAAGCUUUAAGAGCAUUGUAUUUUGGUGUGAACCGGACGCUGGGAGUGUCUCUGAGGCUGUGCAGGCAGCAUGCAUGGUCCAGUAUCAAAAAUGUGUGGUGGCUUCAACAUCCCGCACAGCAAAACCAAAAUCAGGCUCCCACUCCAAGUCUUUCCUGAGGAUAAAAAGGACGGCGUCUGUGGACUCACCCAUUUCCCCCUUUACAGCUACAGGCCACACUCUCCAGAAAAAUGCAGGAAUGAGUAAAAGAAGAGGCGUUAUGGCUUUCUUUGAAGCAUUUAAACAAAAAACUGCCAUGCACACUCCAUAAACAACAAUUCCUUCCCGCCACUGACUUGUUUAGCCCCUUUUGCUGAUAAUAUUGCAUUUUUUAACCUUUGUUUAAGGUUAAGGUUAAUGUUUAAUGCAUCUAACCACUUUUAGAAUGUUAUUUACUAAAACUUAAGAUUGAUUUCCUAUUUCUGUUUGAUAAAAAUAAACAGACGUGUCAGUCUAAAUGCUAGGAUGGCCAUGAAAUUAAACUAGGUGCAGCUGUUCCGGGUCGAAACGUACUUGCCCCCCCGAGUCAACUACCUCUUAUCCCAAGGUGAGAAACAGCCCAUAGCCUAAAAGUAAAAACACAGGCUGUUGUUUAUAUUUCCCGGGAGGGGAGGAGUUUAUAUUAUCUAUAUGAAAGCAUUCAGAAAGCAAUUAGUUCUAUAUUAUAUUCAGAGAAUGUAUAAUUAACAACAUAUCUAAAUAUUUAUUUCAUGUCAGUUACCUUUUACAAUACUGUCUGGAGCAAUAAAUAAUAAUAAACAAUAAUAAUAACAAAAAUAUGCUGCUGUCUGGCUGCCGGAGGGACACUCACCCUGGCAACCACAUGGCAUUUAAGUUUUAUUUUGCAGAGAAGCAGAACAGAAAUCCAAAUAUUCAAAGGGGAAAUUUUUAUUUCAUUUUGACAUACAAAUUAGCAGUUUAGAGAUGGGAGGCCCCAAAUAAAAUCCAUAAUCCGAAGGAAAUGUAAUGCCUGUUACUAAAGCCCAUCAGCAUCCUGCUCUGAAAGAACUAGACAUGGAUUUGGCCAAAUCUUAGAAAUUUUAGAUGAAUUCUGGAUUUGGUGCCUGUAAUAAACAACUAACGUGUAUUUUCUGCCAUGCACUGAUCUCUUUAUAUGUUUUAAUAUAGGGUAUUGUGUUGUUGGAGGGCAUCACUGCACAGAACGACGACGGCACUUGUUCAGCACGUUCUUACUGAUUUGAUUUGAGUGAUGUGCUUUAGUGCCGACCUGCAUUGUAAAAUAUGCUUUAACUGUAAAUACUCAGCAGCACUUGUUUGAAAUAGGCUUUGUUCUUAUUAAAGGAUACUGCAAA
Messenger RNA from Xenopus tropicalis (tropical clawed frog), 2738 nucleotides. RefSeq names its product amyloid beta (A4) precursor protein-binding, family B, member 3 (gene apbb3). The record is from RefSeq and is marked provisional. NCBI's taxonomy places the organism in Eukaryota, Metazoa, Chordata, Amphibia, Anura, Pipidae. Gene Ontology annotation, cellular component: cytoplasm. Gene Ontology annotation, molecular function: amyloid-beta binding.